Molecule: messenger RNA, 1880 nt
Organism: Cuscuta europaea
Lineage: Eukaryota; Viridiplantae; Streptophyta; Magnoliopsida; Solanales; Convolvulaceae
Source: the annotation of a GenBank genome assembly
AUUCAAUCCUUCAUUUCACAUCUAACUACACUCCAAUACACAAACCAUGGGCUUGUGGUCCUUGAUAAACGAGUUCCACCAAUCAAAAACUACUUGGGUAUUCAAAGCCCGAGUUGUUCGUGUCUAUACUGUACCUGCCCAUGGCAAUUUCGGAGAAUCAUUGCAAUGCAUUUUCCAUGACGCUGAGGAACAAAAAUACAUGCACACAUUGCAAAAUCAGAGGUUGCAAAGUUUGAGGACCUGUUUAAGAAAGGAAAUGUUUAUGCCAUAAGACAAGUCUUGGUGCUAGAUAACUAUAUGAAGUUCAAGACAACAAGGAAUGCUUUGAAGUUGUUAUUCAUCAAAGGAACUGAUGCUUUUCGAAUCUCAGACAUUAAUUUUCCAAUGAGAAUCCUUGACUUCAUAUCCAUUGCUGCCUUACAAGAUGCUGAAGUUAUUGACGAAACCUAUGCCAUAAGUGAUUUUUAAUGAAAAUACAUUUUCUUUUAUUGAAUUUUUAACUAAACUUAUUCAUUAAUUUAUAAUCUCUUAUAGAUGUGAUCGGUAAGGUAACUUCCAUGUCAAACCCAAAGGCCCUAACAAAGAAUGGUAGACAAACGAAGUUGCUUGAUCUAACUCUUGGUGAUGCCAACGGAAAUACAAUCAUUUGCACUCUGUGGGAGAACAUGGUAGAAGAGUUUGUGGAUUUUCUGAAAACAAAACCAAAGUCUAUCACUCUUAUUCUUCAACACUGUCGUGCUAAAAAGUUCCAUGGUCGGGUUGGGGUAACUAACAUGUUCCAUGUGACCAAGAUCUUACUUAAUAGCAACAACGCCGAGUGCGCAGCUUUCAAUGCCACGUUUGGUCCAGAUAAUGAUGAGGAUGGGGAGGCUCUAUCCUUAGCUACUUUUGUUACCCCUACUUUUCAAGAUGACCUAACUGCUGGAAAAGUUCAAUUGGUUUCAAUUGAAGAUCUAACCAAAAUGGAAGAGGAUGGAAAACAAUGGGUUUAUGGAGAGAUAUUGACAAUAGACAGUUACAAAGAUUGGUACUACAUAUCUUGCAAAGGGUGCAGCAGAAAGGUGUCACCUGUGGUACAAAAUUAAUGUUAGGGUGAUGGAUGAGACAGGACAUGCUUCUUUUGUAUUUUGGGACAAAGAAUGCAUUGCUUUGGUUGGAAAAACUGCAAGUACUCUUCAUGAGGAGAUUGAAAAGAUAAGUGUUGGACCCUACUACUUUCCAAUCGAGAUUGAUGCUAUGGUUGAGACUAAGGGGUUGUUUCGUGUGCAAACAAAGAAGAAAAGCAAAAACUACAGGGGUGUUCCUACAUUUAGUGUAAUUGGAAUGAAUUGUGAUCCAACUGUUCUUGCUUUAUACAAGAAUAAAGGAAAAGUGGUUGGGGAAGAAGAUGAUCUCACACUAUUGAGGAGGGAGUUUUCUGAGUCGGAGGAAGUCAUCAUACUUAAUGAGGAAGAUAUCAGUCCCCUACUAUCAAAACAAAAAAGGAAGGCAGUUGUGGUGAACUACGAGGCCAUCAAGAGGAAGCUGUUUGUUGAGCCCCCUCCUGUCCAGCCACCAAAGAACCUUAAGAAAGUGAAAUCGGAAAAAGAGUAGCAAUGUUUAAAAUGUGAAGAUUUUUUUGCCUGAAUGAAGCAUACCAUGUACGCAACAUUUUCCUAUGUGUUUUUGUUGGUGCAUUAGCACUUCAGAAACAUGUUUGUUGUCUGGAACAACUUAGGGAUAAGAUUAGGUUAUGUUACAAACUUUUGGUGUGGGUUAUUUUUUAAGAUAAUCUAUUUUGAUCCUAAGUUUGUAAGUUUUGGCAUUUGUUGUCAAGUGUAAUGUAACCUACUCUGUAUGUAAUGAUAUUUAAAUUAAGUUCUAUUUCCAUGUUCUAGAAA